This is a messenger RNA of Notolabrus celidotus (New Zealand spotty), 4048 nucleotides long. It is a transcript of the gene pamr1, whose product is annotated as peptidase domain containing associated with muscle regeneration 1. NCBI's taxonomy places the organism in Eukaryota, Metazoa, Chordata, Actinopteri, Labriformes, Labridae. Gene Ontology annotation, biological process: proteolysis. The record is from RefSeq and is a predicted model, not a curated record. Gene Ontology annotation, molecular function: serine-type endopeptidase activity. The transcript has 14 exons. Bases 44 to 3589 code for a protein of 1181 amino acids.
UGUCAGCUGAGCUCAGAAAGUAAACAGAUUUCCAGACUGCAGCAUGCUGUCUGCGGGACGGGGACUGCAGCUGGGGCAAACCCACAGGGGCACCCACACAACCCCCUGGACCAGCACCUUUAUCUCUGGGAAGGAGGGCUGGUUCCUCUUCAUCACCCUCUUCAUCCUCAUCUUCUUACCCCAGGGUAGUGCCUGGCCCUACGAUUACAGGUAUUUAUACAACCACUGCCCAGGCCCAGAGUGGAACGUAAUGUGCAGAGGCUGCUGUGAGUAUGAUGUGAUCCGCUGUAAGUGCCCUCUGCAGGGGACGCCGGUGGGCUACGCAGUGCCCUGCUGCCGCAACGCUAUCAAUGAGUGUGAUCCCUGCAUCAUUCAUCCAGGUUGCAGUAUAUUUGAAAACUGUAAGCGCUGUAACAAUGGGACAUGGGGGCCCAGGGAUGACUUCUUCAUUAAUGGCAAAUACUGUGCUGAGUGUCGCCCUGGCUGGUCUGGUGGAGACUGCUUGAAGUGUGGAGGGGUGAUCCGGAAACGGCAGGGCCAUUUGGUGCUGGAGAGCUACCCCAACAAUGCUCGCUGCGAAUGGACCAUACAGGUGGACCGUCCCUUUACUAUUGAACUAAAGUUCAUGAUGCUGAGUCUGGAGUUUCACCAUUCUUGCCGCUAUGACUACAUAGAGGUCCGGGAUGGUGACAGCAUCAACGCAGGUGUUAUCGGUCGAUACUGUGGGAACAGCAGACCUAUCCCGAUUCAGAGCUCUGGCAACAGUCUGCACAUCCUUUUUGUGUCUGAUGGCUACAAGAACUUUGAUGGAUUCUUUGCAACUUUCCAGGAGAACUCAGCAUGCAGCUCCUCUCCGUGCCUGCACGAUGGGACUUGUAUCCUGGACAGUUCUUACACAUACCACUGUGCCUGUCUGGCUGGCUACACAGGCAAGAGAUGUGAAAAUGUGGUGGGCUGCCAAAGGCCUCCAGUCCCCACCCAUGGAUCCACUGAAGGUUUGUUUCAUCACUCUGGGGCACGCAUCACUUUCCGCUGUGACCCUGGCUUUGAGCUGCGGGGGAUUCGUACCGCCAUCUGCCUGAAUGACGGCUCCUGGAGUGCGCCUGCCCCAAAGUGUGUGCCAGUGGAAAGAGUCUGUACUUUACCACCAAAGCCAGAACAUGGGGAUCACUUCCUGGUUUUUGGACCCAAUGAUGUCCUCAUUGCUCUGCAGUACCUGUGCUACCAUCCCUUUGGACUCAGCGGGGGUUCCCAAAGAACAUGUCUGCCAAAUAACACCUGGAGCGGGCCUCCUCCUGUUUGCACCAAAGUGAAUAAUACUCUUACUGAAUCAGGAAAGGAAAAAGACACAACAAAAGACAAAGAAACCAAUAUCUACAGUGACAAAGACAUCAUAAAAGCUAAAGAGAAAGGUCAACAGAACACAACUGAAGAAAAAGACAGUGUAGGAGGGGGAGAUAUAAACACCGGGCACAAAAACACCACAGCAGUCAACGGAGAAGAUAAACACACUGGUACCAUUCCAGAGGAAACUGUGGAUGAGGAUAGGACUAAAGAAGAGCCAGAGGAAAGAAAUACUGGGUCAGAAAAACCCACAGGAGGAAGUAAAGAUAAAGAGGAUAGUGAAGACUCAGACAGAAGCUUGAACACAGUUGAAAAGAAUGAACCUGAGGUACAAACGCCGCCGCCUGAGAAAAAAGAAGACACAAACUUGGAUAUAGGAAAGACAGAUAUCACAGAAAUAGUUGUGAUAAAAGAUAAAGGACAGGAAGAGAAGGAGAGGAAGGAAGAACAGGUGAAUGGAAAAAGAGAUUCAGACAAAGUGGGCCCAAAUGAUACAAAGCAGAGGACGGUCAUAUCUGAGGGUGAUAACACUGUGGAGAUAUUUGAACUUGAAAGGACAAAGAACAGCACAGUUCUACAAGGUACGAAAGACAAAACGGCAGAAAACAAUACCAUAGUUUCUCUGGGGAGGAAAAUCAUUCCUACUCGUGUUAACAUUACACAGUACACCAUGUACAGAGCAGGAGGUGAGGAAAGUGGGAGAGGAAAGGAAAAACCAACAAUCAAAGAGGACAAGAAAGAGGAAAAGCCUGCUGAGAAAACAAAGGAAGAGUUAGAGAGAGAGAAAGAAAAAGAAAAGGAGAGAGAAAUCAACCAAAGUGAUGCCGACAAAAGCUGCCCUCCUCUCCCUCGCCUCUACCAUGGCCACCACCAGCUGGUUCCGGGAGUUAAACCAGACACAGUGGAGUUUUUCUGUAACCACUCCUAUGCCCUCAGUGGUGACACGCAGCGUACCUGCCAGCCAGAUGGUACCUGGAGCGGCAAACAACCUCUCUGUGUCCGAGCAUGCAGGGAGCCCAAAGUUUCUGAGCUGGUUAAACAAAGAGUUCUGCCCCCUCAGACACCAUCCAGAAAAACACCUGUGCAUAAGUUCUACUCUACCGCUCUGGGCCGGCAGCUGCAGUCUGACGACCCCUCUAAAGGGCCUCCUAUGCUCUCCCAGUUGCCUCAGGGCUUCCACCACCUUUACACUCAUAUAGAGUACGAGUGCACGUCUCAGUUCUACCAACACUCUGGCAGCUCUCGCCGCACUUGCCUCAAAACUGGGAAGUGGAGCGGGCGUCAUGUGUCUUGUUCACCAGUAUGUGGGAAGCAUCCAACCUUUGACCCAGAGAGGCCUGCGGAGGCUCACUGGCCUUGGCUGGUAGCCAUCUACCGCCGCUCUACCAACCGAGCGCAAGAGACAAAGGUGACCAAGACGGACAGCCAAGUGGGGUCCCUGAAGAAGAACGUUGGAGCAGGAAAUGGUAACCACAACCAGGCCUCUGACUGGCAGUUGGUGUGCAGUGGGGCUCUGGUGAACCAGCGCAGCGUGGUGGUGGCUGCUCACUGUGUGACAGAGCUGGGGAAGGUGUAUCCUUUGGAUGCAGCCAAGAUCAAGGUGGUGGUGGGGAAACACUACCGGGACGACCUUAGAGAAACGAAAGGUCUCCAACACCUCAGGGUGGGCUCCAUUGCCGUACACACAAACUACGACCCUUAUAUCCUCGACUCAGACAUAGCCGUGGUAAAAUUAUUUGACAAAGCAAGAAUUGGGGAGAAGGUUUCACCUCUCUGCCUCUCUGACAGCCAAGGAGAAGAGGUAACCAUGGGACAGGGGCUCGUGACAGGCUGGUCCCCUCUUCCUGAUUCAAAUUUAGGCCUUGACGAGAGGGCGAGGGUUGGCCUAGUCCACCUUGCUGAUGUAGUUCCCUGUGAGCAGCAGUAUGCCCGCAACGGUGUGCCAGUCAGUGUCACAGACAAUAUGCUUUGUGGCAGCCAGAAGCCUGACUAUGGGCCCUCUAAUAUAUGUCCCUCUGACACUGGGGGGAUCCUUGUCCUUCCUGCCCACUCCGACAACCAAGCCAUCUAUGACCAGAGGCCCUCUGUUGGUUUAACACAGGUGCAGAAGGAGAGCAAAGGACUGUGGAGUCUCAUGGGACUGGUGAGCUUUGGCUAUGACCAAGGGGAGUGUAAUCCUGACCUAUACACAGUCUACACACAUGUAGCAAACUUUAAAGACUGGAUAGAGAGCAAUCUGAAGUAAAAAAUCCUACUGGCUGUAUCUUCUUCUUCCCAUCUGCUUCUAAAAAACGCCCUCGUAUCUUACAGUCCUUUUGUUUGUUUGUUUUUCAGCAGCUUUAAUCUUGUUUUUCCUAGCGUUAUGCACAAGGGCAUUUUCUUUCUGAAUCCAGCAGCAGCACUGGAAACACUGGACAAUACAGUGCUCUAACUGAAGGGGGUGCUAACACAUUAGAUGUGCAGGGCAUCAGAGGACUUCAGUACUCAGGUCUCUAAACCUGAGGUUACAGACUUGAAAAUGACCAGAAACCAUCCAAAGCUUUUAGCUGAUGAUGGUUUUUAAUUUACCCUUUGGUAUGUAUAUAUGUUGUAAUGUACUGGAUUAUGCAAUCGCUUCAUAUGACUAAAGAGAUGUAUAUAUUGAAUGAAAUGACAGACAAAUCAUGACGUUUUUUUUAAUUAAAGAAAAAGUGGGUGUGGUAAA